Molecule: messenger RNA, 7950 nt
Organism: Lethenteron reissneri (Far Eastern brook lamprey)
Lineage: Eukaryota; Metazoa; Chordata; Hyperoartia; Petromyzontiformes; Petromyzontidae
Product: SLAIN motif-containing protein 2-like
Biological process (GO): microtubule nucleation; cytoplasmic microtubule organization; positive regulation of microtubule polymerization
Cellular component (GO): microtubule plus-end
Source: RefSeq, a predicted model, not a curated record
CGGGGUUUACCGGCACGAGGAGGGAGCCGAGAAAAAGAUGGCGUCCGUCCGCUAGGCGGUCUGGCAGCGGCGGCGGCGGCUGCGAGAUGCCCUCUCCUCUCGCAUCAUUUGUGUCGUCUCGCUGCCGUCUCGCCGCCUGUUAAGAGCGACGGUGGGUCGCUUUGUCGGUAAGGAGGAGGAAGACGAGAAGGCGCUACGUUGGUUGAGGCGACAAGAAUGUCAGCCCUGGACAUGUUAGGCGAGCUCGGAUACGUGGCCGCGGCUGGAGGAGGAGGAGGCGGCGGCGGUGGAGUUGGUGGUGGAGUUGGCGGUGGAGGCGCGGCCGCUGGUGGAGUCUUUGGUGGCGUCGGAGGUGCUGCUGGCUUUAGAGGAGGAGGAGGAGGCGGUGGAGUUGGUGUUGGUGGUGGCGGCGGAGUCGGUGGUGGUGGUUAUGGAGGAAUUGGCGGUGGUGGUUAUGGAGGAGGAGGAGGUGUAACUGGUGGUGGUGGAACUGGCGGUGGUGGUGGCGGUGGCAUCAGCGCCGAACUGGAGGUGAAGAAGCUACAGGAGCUGGUGCGCAAGCUGGAGCAGCAGAACGAGCAGCUGCGUAGUCGCUCGGGUCCCCUUCAUGGACCGAAGGCGACCAAAGCUGCGCCCCAGGGCCCCCUCCGCGAGCUGCCGGGCACCCACCCCAGCCCGGGGAACGGCUGGGCACGGCAACCCGGGCUGGCCUGCGGGGCCGACCCCGACAACUGUUUUGGUGGCGGCUUCACGAGCAGCCCCCGCUUCGGUAGCCCCGAGUUGGGCCGUCGGGUCCUGCGAGACGGCCUCGUGAUGAAGGCCCAGCCACAGGGUGGAAAGAACUCCCCCAUUCUUCCUGCUGGCACAAGGACGGCGCAGGGCGUGAGCGAGGACGAGGACGGCGGCGGUAGCAGCUGGCAGCAGCAGCAGCGGCAGCAUCGGCAACCUCACACUGGACGAGGUGGAACUGCUAGGACCUCGCGCCUGAGCGGCGAGCGCGAGGAGGACAGCUGGCUGUACGCGUCGCCCGUGAAGGCCAGAAACACCUCCCUGAGUCCACUGCAGUGGAGUCGCCAAGUCCUGGACCACCCGAGUCCGCAGAUGGUGGCCGCCAAGCGCUCGCUCGCACAGAGGCUCGACGCCAACAUGUUCGCCAACAACCGCCGAAGCUUCGUCUGCAACCCUUACGCGAGCGCCUCCUGCCAUGGCACGCCGCGCUAUGCCGGCCUUACCGCCGCUAGCCUUGGCGGCGCUGCCACCAGCCUUAGCGCCGCGCGCGAGUCCCUGACCCUCUUGGGCCACCGGCAGCAGCAGCAGCAGCAGCAGCAGGCGAUCGCCAGCCCGUACGGGAGCCCCGUUUCCUACAGCGACGAGCGCCGUGCGACCGCCUUCCCGAUGCCGUCGUUGUUCUCGCCGUACCCGGGCGCCGCCGGGGGCAGCGGCGCUUGCUCGCCCCUCUCUCCCCAUCCCUCGUCGUCGGCCGACAGCGAGCCCAGCGUGCCGGGCAGCCGCGUGAGCGAGCCGGGCAGCCGCGUGAGCGAGCCCUCCGUCUACGUGUCGCUCUCGCAGUCCAUGGAGACGGAGAGCGACGACGACGACAUCAUCGGCUGCGUCGGCGGGGACAGAGACGACGACUUCAGCGCGGGCGCCUACAAGCUUCAGGAUGUGACGGACGUUCAGAUCCUCGCACGCAUGCAGGAGGAGAACCUGCGCCAGGAGGCGUCCGCUAGCGCCUCCCGCCGGAGCUCUGGUGCGUCGUCGGCGCAGUCGCUGCGCGGGUACAGCCUCGCCUCCAGCGACCAGGAGCUGGACCGCGACGAGCCCCGGCACGGCGCCGGUGAGCACGAUGGCGAGUACGCUGCCGGCGACGACGAGGUGGAGGAGGGCGACGAUGAGGAGGAGGAGGAAGAGGACGAGGGCUACGUCGUCUCGCACCGGGACCGCCGCUUGUCGCGCCCGAUGGCGGCGGCGUCGCGCGAGCUCCUCGUGCGCCGCCUGGCACCGUCUCCCGCUGUCCGGCAGCAGCAGCAGCAGCAACGGCAGCAGCAGCAACGGCAGCAGCGGCGCGUGGCGUCGCCGCGCUCGCGCUCACCUUGCCCCACUGAGCCCGCGGGAGGGUGUCGCCGGCGGGAGCGGCGGCGCCGCAGUCGGCGCAGCUGGCGCAGCUGGCUCAGCUGGCGCAGCUGUCGGCGUUUGCGGGCGGGUACGGGCAGCGCUGGCGCGGCGAAGCUUUCGCUGCCCGGUCAGCAUGCGCCGGUGCUGGAGCUGGUGCAGCACCGGCAGGCGCACGAUGACGAGAGGAUGAGAGGGAGCUUACCCAACUUGUUCCGCCCGCCCUCUGCUGGCUCCACGGCCAUCGACGGCACGGCCCUGGGCGUCCGCAGCAGCCGUAGCCUCGAGUCGAAUCUGCAACUCCCGGGAGCGGUGGCCUCCCUGCGUCCGUCCGGGCUGCGGCAACCGCAAGGCGCUCCAUCCUCGAGCCGACUGCGCCCGCCAUCCGGCUGCGGCAUCCCCGUGAGCCCCAUGGCACGGCAGCUCAAACCGCCCACGUCACUUGGCUCAUCCGGCACGCUCCCAACCCCCUCCUCCUCCUCCUUCCCCGCCACCGGUGCCACUCUCCCUGGUGCCAGUCGGCUGUCAACACCGCCGUCGUACGGCUCGCUCGCCUUCUCCGUGCCGGCGCCGGGACGGCACUCCAGCGCCCCGGCCGGCGGCACAGGAAGGCUCGUGCCGACGACCGGCGGCAGGCACAGCCCCGGCGGGGCCAGCGGUAUCCCCAUCGCGGGACGACAAAGCCCCGGUUCGAUGUCCGCCUCCGGCGCCGCCGCUUCUUCCCCGUCCUCCUCUUCGGCCUCCGGCUGCUCUCCCUCGGCGCUGGGAACCGGCGCGGGACCCGGGCCGGCUCGGCCGGCGCCGGCGGGCCCUGGGACCGGUGCGGGCGUAAGGAGCGGGCUGCCACGGCUCGGCGCGCCGGGAAGCGGUGCAUCCCGAAGCAGGCUGGCGCAGCCCGUACGCAGAUCCCUGCAGCCACCCAAAACCUACAGCACUUUUAGAGACGACUCGUGGAACGAAGGCUGCUACUGAGCGGCCGAGGACGGCCGCAGUGGUGCCGCCGUCACCGCCACCAACCUCCUUCUCGUGACGCCUUCACCGCGUAACUGUCGGCACUUGCUACGCCCGCGUAAUGGCUCACGGUUGCCAUCUGCGUUUACAGACGGUGUUUCGUCCUCGCCACCAUCGUCAUCGUCACCGCCACCGCAGUCACGAUCGUUGUUUAUUUUUUUGCUGAAAGACGAUGGUUGGACUGCGUCUUUGUCGUGGGUGAAGGGAGUGAGAAACAGGGUUUUUUUAGAAGGGCUGUCGUGAUGGUUGUUGCUGCGAUGAACAAAGCGAUUCGUGUUUUGUGCGAAUAAGUGUUGAUUCAGAGCGCUUAGGAGUCAGGGUAAUAGCUAAGCAUGGAACGAUUUCACCACCCCACCUGGCACUUUGAUAAAUAUCACGAUUUGGGGUAUUAAUUCCAUUCAAGAACCAAUCAGUUGUUUUUUGUUUCCAUUUUUACCGUCUUGUUUGUAUUUCUUAUUUUUUCCCAUCCCAUUUGUUACUGCUCCAUUCACUCCGUGUACCUAAACGUAGAAUUUGCAUGUAAUUUUCUGACAGUUGCAAAUAGUCGAUUCUCACACAAACGAUUCAAUGCGUGCGUCUGGAGCACGCGAAUCGAUUUUAACCGUCGAGUCGGUGGAUCGUUGCAUGCUUUGGUCAUGGCGGGGACGCUUGAAGGUCCGCUUCUCUGCGGUUUCUGGAGAGCGACGGUUUUGACGAUUUGGAACGCGGCAACCUUCCAGCACCGCCGUUUACAGAACACGAUAAUCCGUUAUUAUAGCUCGCGCGCCAAAAUGUAACAGUUUUACUUGGUUUUGUUUUCUCGCCGUCUGAGCGCUGACGUUUUUUUUGAGCGCCACGCUUCUGCCCGCAGCCCGCUCUCUUCUCCCUGUCCCGCCCCCGCCCCAAGCGGCCGCCACGGUUGUAGGGAUGCAAAAUAACGGCAAGCAGAGACAAUCUGGCAGCGAUCGGCUGAGAGGUAGGGUUCAUGGUGUACGCAGCAUCUUGUAUCAGUGAGUGAGGGUUAGGUCCGUACACGUUGGGUUAGGAUUAUAUGUAGUAUCACAUGAAAUUGGAUUUGAGAUACACACAAGGUGACAGGUAAUUGGGUUAGGGCUAUAUGCAGGAUUACACUUCAGUUGGGUUAGGGUUGGAACUACAGUAUGCUCCACAUCACAUGUCUGUUGGGUUAUGGCUGUCAGCAUCGUCAAAAGUCAAGUGGGAUACGGCAAGGGCUGUACGCAGCAUCACGUGAGAGAGGUUACAGCUAUACAGCACAUGCAGCGUCCAGUUCAUUCAGUCUUCAAACCAUAUUAGACAUCAGUUGAGUUCAGUCUAUAAACUGGAUCAAAUGUCAUUUGGGCUAGGGCUCUGCACUGCUUUAUAUGCCAGUUGGGUUAGGGUUAGGGAUAUGCCCAACAUAAUGUGACUUGGUUAUAGGGUUCUGCACAACAUUACUCCUCAGUUGGGUUAGAGUUAGGGCUCUACACAGUAUCACGUGUCAGAUGGGUUGGGGUUAGGGCUACACACUUAUUACAUGUCAGUGGGUUGGGGUUAGGGCUGUACAUAGCAUUACACUCGAGUUGUGUUAGGGUUAUACACAGUAUCGCAUGUCACUUGGGUUAGGGACGUACUAUUUACAGUGUCCACACGUCAGUUACUUCGUGCUGAAGACCACCCUCUCACGGGUCUUUCGGUGGCCGUUCUUUGCAACUGGUCCAGCCAUGGUGUUUGCCGGACACUGUUGCUUCCCGUCCUGGGGCCACUCGUGCUGCUUCUGGGAAGAGCAGGGGCUAAGUGGGCCCACCGGGCGACUCAAAAUGUCGCACGCGUCAUUAACAUGGCCACGUGAGCUGAAGUGGACGUUUUUAUUCCACAUACCCCUCUCCCUCCAUUCUACAGAUGCUCUGCCCCCAGAGGUCGCAAUAGGGUACCCGAUACCCGGCUACCCUACCCGGCCGGGUACGGGUACCCGUUUGCAACCCUGGUGCGGCUGGGUACGGGUAAGGAAUAAAAACCCGUUUGCGACCUCUGCCUGCCCCACAUUCUACAGGUGGUUUCGGUCGUACGAUGUUGGCGCUUUAGCUAGCGGUCAAGUUUUUGGUGAAGUUGACGAGUCGAUGGUUGCUGUCAAGCUCGCUGCCGUGUCAUCGCACUCACCCCUUGCUGUUGUGCACAGGGGAGGGACCUCUCCUCGUUUGGUCUUGACAGAACCAAAAGGAAACCUCGACAGCUCAUCAUCCAUUCUCAUCACAAACGUAUUUUUGCUGUAUUUACACACACAGACACUCGGUGGUUCCUUCCUUGGCAUGUGUGUAUGUGCUACAGCUGCCAUACUGUUUAUCUUUAUUGAUUUUAAAUCGCUCUGAUCUCCCAAAUGGGGGGAAAAAAAGCAAAGUUGCCAUGAAAUGGGUUCACCAACUAUGAGAGCCCAGAUGUUCUCUCACCUGAAUCUCAGACGUUGUCACCCGUUUAUAAGUGAUGAUGUCUGUUGUACUUACAUUUGCGAUGACUUGAAGAUCACAAAGGCUCUCAACGUAUGCAUUGCGCUUUGCGCUGACAGCCGAGUCAUAAUAUUUAAUUACAAAAAGUAUUAUUUUCUUUUCUUUAAAGCUAAAAAGAAUAAUUCAGUAUUUAUUGAUACUGCCUGCCAAACGAUGUUUUAUUAAUGUUUAAUGCAUGCCGUUUAUUUUACCACAAGUGCAUAUUAGUGUUGUUGAAUCCUCUCUGCUCUCGCGAAGUCUCGCAAGCGGACGCGCUAUUUAUCGGUGUAUGUGAGUCAACCUGUGCCUUGUUCAUUCACAGUCCCUGUGGUUCGCUUCAGAGGUGAACGGAAGGAGCGGCAAUGGAGUGAUCACUCGCUAACUCCACCGUGCGUUGUUGUGUAACAUUAUGGGUAAAAGCAAACAUAAGCAGAAAUCCGUUCUGUUUCCACAUGUAAAUAAAACCUCUUUUUUGAAAUCCUUAAGCCAAUUGGCUCCCAAGACCAAUAUCAAGCAAAAUGUAUUUAAGCAAGUAAACGCUGGACCGGUUUAUUUACCUAUAUUUAUAUAUCAGGCCGGUGACACGGCUUACCGUUAGUAUGUUGACCUCUCGUUGCAGGGGUUCCAGUUCGAAUUCAGUGGCCGUCCUGGUUAUUGCUGCGGUGUGCAUUCACCGUAAAUAUACUGCCUCGCAGUGGACGUUAGAAAUAUCUCUGGCAUACUCUUGCGAAUGACGUUUCAUUCUGUGCCAGCGUUGUGACCCAAGUUUUAAAAAUGACACCUCACUUGGGAUCAUAGCAAUCAUUGUCUGUCACUGCGAAAACUUGGCAAGAUUGUGUCCUGAAAAAGAGUCGUGAGCCAUAGAUGAGGCCCUCCUGGGUAAACAAGCAUUAUAAUAUGGAGACAGAAUGCAGUUCUGCUUAUAUUUUCGUGAACAGAAAUUGGGGAAGAGGAAAGGGUUGCACAGAAAGAGGUGAAACGGAAAGACACUCCUUCGCAAGCCGGGCCAGGCCACCAAACUUUUUGGCCGGCAAUUCACGCCCAGCGUGUAACGUUCCAGCAUCGCACAACCACGUGAGUUACCACUAGCACCAUCGAGUCUCUGCCCAUCACUGGCGGUCCCGGUCGAGGAGUUGCACGAUUUUUUUUAUCGAACCAAACUCGCGGGUUCCCCAGGAGGUGAUGACGGCUCGAGCGGGGGGGGGGCGAGGUGUGGUUCAUCCAUGCGUCAUCUCCUCGCGCGUGCACCGUUGGGGCUUUAGAGUAAGGCGGUGGUGUGAGCCAUCCGCGAGCUUGCCAAAAUGCGCGUCGUGGCGAGUCGCGCUGCGUAGAGGCCGAAGGCCAGAAAGUGUAAAGCUCUUGGUCAUCCCACAGUCUGUCGCACCAAUUCGAGUUUAAGCCAGGCUUGGUCGGUGGAUAGCGCUAGGCCAGUCUUAGAAAUGCAUCCUCGCGAAACCUUUGCUUCAUCCUUUCUAGAUUUGAAGUUUUCGUGACUGCAAGGAUCCAUACUCUUUGGCUUUUUCAGUGAAGUCACGUAGGUUAAAAAAACAAAUAAAUGAAAUCACGACGUUUCGGAGGCAACACAAGCUUCCGUCUUCAGUUGGAACCGUCACAGCAAAAUUACUGCAUCAAGUUUCUCAAAAGACGACUCCACCCUAAAAUAUGGGUAGUGCUUGUGUAUGAUUUCCGAGGCUUUGUGGUCCUGAUCGUCGGACACGAGUGAGGAUUCGUUAAAGAGAAAAUCGACUUCAAAGUUACGGCCACGCGUGCUGCCAUAGCACGCCUGAGUGAUGCCACUGCAUGGAAGCGUUCAAACACAUGGGGAUGAUGAUGGCACUUUGAUGCCACUCAAGUGCUCUGGAGGCACGCAGGAACAUAAUUUUUUUCAAAUAUAUAUAACUAUCAUUAACUUGGGUACAUAUCUACAAGAGCGCUUUUGGUUUUGUUGCACGUUCACUUACGACUGAUUUAAUCUCUUGUGAAUUGAAGCCUCCUUCAGCCCCGCUUUCAACUCGUGUCUUGAGCUUUCCUUCAGCCUUUUGUUUUACACUUGUUACGAUCUAAUCUCAGCCUUCAUCACUUGAUGUCUCAUACAAACCCUGGUUUAGUUACGGAAGCAUUCACUGUCCCGAAUGCCUGGUUUGAGUAACUUGACUGCCGUUUUAAGUUCAGCGCCCUCGUCAAAUCAAGGAUCUGGGAUGAUCAAGAUGCUAAUUUAUAACUCGUCACGCAACAUUACAUGGACCGGAAUUCCAUGGUCUGCAUCGCUGUAUCCGGUUGUUAUUUUCUGAUUAACGUUUUGUUAAGUUCGCAACACCCUGCACUGUACAUAUGCCUGCUGUUGGAAUAAACGAGCUGCAGGAAUCGU